UCCUGGCGACCGCUGUUUUCCCGGGAAUGACCCCGCUGAAGACACACCCAGUUGCUAGGACCGGCGCACCACCGCCCUCCCGGGACUGGCAGGGGCGCGGCCGCGGGGCCGGGGCGGGGCCGGGGGCGCGUCCGGGGCGGGGCGAGCGGCCGCCCCUCUCCAGCCCGGAAGGAGCGGGAGGAGGAGCCGCGGGGCCCGGAGUCGUUCCCACGUGAGAAGCUCGGCGGCCGAAUUCCUCGCGCCCUGCGGCCGCGGUCGGCCGCCGUCCGGCCGCAGCGAGAAGCCUGGUCCUGAGCGCGCGGGCAUCCAGGCGGGCGACGGGGCCGGCGAUCGGCUGAGCCCCAAUGCGGCGGCGGCCCCGGGGGCUGUGAGCCCGCGCCCGCCGUGGGAGCCCCCCGCGCCGCCGCGGGCAGCUCUCUCCGCCCGGGCACGCGGCAUGCGGGCGGCCGACUCCGGCACCUGGGAGCGCGUCCGCCAGCUCGCGGCGCAGGGCGAGCCGGCGCCUUCCUGCGGAGCGGGGUCCGGGCUGGCGCGCGCCCCGGGGCCCGCAGCCUGCGAGCGCUGUUCCGACUCUGUGGGGCCCAGCGAUGGACUCCGCGCCGGGGCGUCCCCACGAGCCGAUGGCUACUGCAGCCAAGCGGUGCUAUUGCGAGAAGAAGUAUCCCGGCUCCAGGAAGAAGUGCACCUUCUCCGGCAGAUGAAGGAGAUGCUGGCCAAGGACCUGGAGGAGUCGCAGGGCGGCAAGGCCUCCGAGGUCCUCUCGGCCACCGAGCUCAGGGUCCAGCUGGCCCAGAAGGAGCAGGAGCUGGCCAGAGCCAAAGAAGCCUUGCAGGCCAUGAAAGCCGACCGGAAGCGCUUGAAGGGCGAGAAGACGGACCUGCUGAGCCAAAUGCAGCAGCUGUACGCCACGCUGGAGAGCCGCGAGGAGCAGCUGCGCGACUUCAUCCGCAACUACGAGCAGCAUCGCAAGGAAAGUGAGGAGGCUGUCCGGGCACUAGCCAAGGAGAAGGACCUGCUGGAGCGCGAGAAGUGGGAGCUGCGGCGCCAGGCCAAGGAGGCCACAGACCACGCCACGGCGCUGCGCUCCCAGCUGGACCUCAAAGACAACCGCAUGAAGGAGCUGGAGGCUGAGCUGGCCAUGGCCAAACAGUCCUUAGCCACCCUGACCAAGGACGUCCCCAAGAGGCACUCCCUUGCCAUGCCGGGCGAGACGGUGCUCAACGGCAACCAGGAGUGGGUGGUCCAGGCCGACCUCCCGCUGACCGCAGCCAUCCGGCAAAGCCAGCAGACUCUCUACCACUCCCACCCCCCACACCCUGCAGACCGGCAAGCGGUCAGGGUAAGCCCUUGCCAUUCCCGGCAACCCUCUGUCAUCUCCGAUGCCUCUGCUGCCGAGGGCGACCGGUCAUCCACGCCGAGUGACAUCAACUCCCCGCGACACCGGACACACUCCCUCUGCAACGGCGACAGUCCCGGCCCCGUUCAGAAGAACCUGCACAACCCUAUUGUACAGUCACUAGAGGAUCUUGAAGACCAAAAACGGAAGAAGAAGAAGGAGAAGAUGGGAUUCGGCUCCAUCUCGCGCGUCUUCGCCAGAGGGAAGCAGCGGAAGUCCCUCGACCCCGGCCUCUUUGAUGACUCGGACAGCCAGUGUAGCCCCACGCGGCACAGCCUCAGUCUAUCGGAGGGCGAGGAGCAGAUGGACCGGCUGCAGCACGUGGAGCUGGUGCGGACCACGCCCAUGUCCCACUGGAAGGCGGGCACUGUGCAGGCCUGGCUGGAGGUGGUCAUGGCCAUGCCCAUGUAUGUCAAGGCCUGCGCUGAGAACGUCAAGAGUGGGAAGGUGUUGUUAAGCCUGAGUGACGAGGACCUGGAGCUGGGCCUGGGUGUGUGCAGCUCCCUGCACCGGCGCAAGCUCCGGCUGGCCAUUGAGGACUACCGCGACGCCGAGGCAGGCAGGAGCUUAUCCAAAGCGGCCGACCUGGACCAUCACUGGGUGGCCAAGGCUUGGCUGAACGACAUCGGCCUGUCCCAGUACUCCCAGGCCUUCCAGAACCACCUGGUUGACGGGCGGAUGCUGAAUUCCCUGAUGAAACGGGACUUGGAAAAGCACCUGAAUGUGUCCAAGAAAUUCCACCAGGUCAGCAUCCUGCUGGGGAUCGAGCUGCUGUACCAAGUGAACUUCAGCAGGGAGGCUCUCCAGGAACGCCGGGCCCGCUGCGAGACACAGAAUACAGAUCCCGUGGUUUGGACCAACCAGCGGGUACAUAAGUGGGUGCGAGAUAUCGACCUGAAGGAGUAUGCUGACAACCUCACCAACAGUGGUGUGCACGGCGCAGUGCUGGUGCUGGAACCCACGUUCAACGCCGAGGCCAUGGCCACCGCCCUGGGCAUCCCCAGCGGGAAACACAUCCUUAGGAGGCACCUGGCUGAGGAGAUGAGCGCCAUCUUCCACCCGGCCAAUUCCACAGGAAUCCGGGAGGCUGAGCGUUUUGGGACGCCCCCCGGGAGGGCCCCCAGCAUCACCAGGGCAGGAAAGGAAGAAAACAGUGGUAGUACCAAGUACAAGUCCAGCCGGCUGCCCCUAGGCAAGAUGGGAAGGGGCUUCAGCAGCAAAGACCCCGACUUCCACGAUGACUACGGCUCCCUUCAAAAUGAAGACUGCGGUGAUGACGACCUCCAGGGCAGGCCCGAGCAGUGCCGGCUAGAUGGCUACAACAGCCUGGAGGUCACCAAUGUAUGAGGUCCCCAGGGCACAACCAGACGCUACCACGGAGGGAGAGCCAGGGAGGGGGCAGCCGACACCCAGGCCCUACUCCCCCGAUCCUGGCUGGCAAUGACCCCCACCCCUGCACAAAUUCCAGCAGUCAUCUGAGAGGCAGCGGUCCAUGCCCGCAUAGUCCGCACAGCUGGAGCCUGACCCUAGGGUACAUCCAUCCCCACCCCCUGCCCCCCAGCAUCCAGACUGUGCAGGCUUCAUCCAGAGUGGUCAGUCACUGAAGAGCCCGAGUGUCCCUCCGGGAGCCUUGAACUGAGCCACCUGGGAGGAUAGGGGCUCCCACCUGGGAGGAGGAGGACCCCCACCCCAGCCUCUGCCUUGAGCCUGGUAUACCUGCCAGGGCUUGGAGCAAGCAGAGUUGGCAGGUGGCAGGGGCAUGACUGGCCUCAUGUUGAGAUGUGGGAGGUCUUAGCAGCCACAUUCCCCUUGCCCAAGGACUUGAGUUUGGACUUGGGUCGCCAUGCCACAUGUGGGUGGACAUGUGCUUGCUCCUCUGGGCGGGGGCAGGUGACUGUCCAGG
Molecule: messenger RNA, 3299 nt
Organism: Ochotona princeps (American pika)
Lineage: Eukaryota; Metazoa; Chordata; Mammalia; Lagomorpha; Ochotonidae
Gene: KAZN
Product: kazrin, periplakin interacting protein
Exons: 15
Coding region: 437-2743 (768 amino acids)
Molecular function (GO): protein binding
Source: RefSeq, a predicted model, not a curated record